AUGAGUCAGGAAGAUUUUUACAUAUAUAAUUUGCUGGAGAAAGUGAUAAACUCGCUUGAGCUUUUGUACUUUGAUUCAAAAACCUCGGAGAGUGUCAAAGUAGAAGAUGCACAGUCAGAACCAACCCAUCCAUCACGUAAGCUGACACAGCACGACACAGCAUACUAUAAAUCAGAUUUAUAUCGUUAUAAUUUGAAAAGAAAACUCAAUGAUUUACCACCGGUGACAGAAGAAGAAUUUGAUAAACUUCUUGAAGAAGAGUCAAUUGAAAGUUUGUCGGGAUCUGAUGAGGAAGAAAGUGAUGGCGACGAAGAAGAAGGCAAAUUACAAAACCUAAUACAGAAGUUGGAUAUGAGAGAUGAGAAUGAGCACGAAGAGUCAACGGUAAGCCAUCUUAAUACCAAGUCUCCAUUUAUACUAUUUGGUUCGUCAUUGGUUCCACCAGACAAAGCCAUUGGUGCCUAUAAGGCGGUGUUUUCUUCCUCACAACUCGAAAACCCAACCAAGAGCUUUCAACAAUUUCUGAGAGCAGGAAAGUCUGCAUUAUUUAUGAUUGGUGGUGGUCAUUUUGCAGGCGCCAUUAUUUCACACGCACGCAAAAGCAUUCGUGGAAAUGCUCCAAAUAUGAAAGAAUCCAUUCAGGAACAGGCUGUAGAUAUUAUUCAGUCGAAAACAUUUCAUAGAUACACAACAAGAAGAAAACAAGGUGGCUCUCAAAGUGCAAGUGAUAAUGCUCGUGGCAAGGCAAACUCUGCCGGUUCCAGUAUAAGAAGAUACAAUGAACAAGCAUUAAUACAAGAAGUAAGAGAGUUGUUGCAUGAUUGGAAGAAUCAUCUCCAGGAAUGUUCAGCAAUCUACAUACGUGCGAAUGGUGCGUCGAAUAGAAAGAUCUUGGUAGGUUAUGAGGGCUCUCCAAUAGAGAACAACGAUCCUAGGUUAAGGGGAUUUCCAUUCACUACUAGAAGAGCCACAACAUCAGAGCUAAAAAGGGCAUGGGUAGAGUUGACUCAUUUGCAUGUUGUUGAUAUGCCAAAAGUUGAAAAGAAAAAACAAAAAGUAGUGACUUCAAGUAAAGUGGUGCAAAAACCUACGAAAUCACCAGAAGAAUUGGAACAUGAGCAAUUAAACAGCGAGUUAAUCGGACUUUUGAAGAAACAAAGAGCACCCAAAUUGAUUAAUUUUGUCAAACAAAACAAGAUCAACGUUGAUGAGCUCAAAUUGGAUUACACACACACUCCUACAUUGUUGCAUUAUGCAGCUGCAAAUGGACUUGGUCAUAUGGUCCAAGUUUUACUUGUUAACCUCAAAGCCUCCCCUAAUGUUUGCAAUAGUGCGGGAAGAACCCCAGCUGAGGUUGCUGAUACUACUGCAAGAAAAGUAUUUCAAAUAGUUAGACACAAGUUGGGUGAAGAGUAUUGCGAUUGGAAUGCAGCCAAAGUUGGUCCGCCGAAAAGUAAAGAAGAGAUAGAACAAGAAGAGAAAUCAAAGAACGAACAACUUGAAUUGGAAAAGAAAAAAUUGAUUCAAGAGGAGUUGGCUAAAAAGACAGAGCUCGAAUUGAAAAAACCUACUUUUUCUUCUAGCGGUGUAUUAGGUAAACAUGUUGAUGAUUUGACUGGACUCAGUGAACAACAGAAAAUGCGGUUGAUGAGAGAACAACGAGCCAGAGCAGCCGAAGCAAGAAUGAAACGUUUAAACCCAACUUAA
This is a messenger RNA of Candida dubliniensis CD36, 1707 nucleotides long. RefSeq lists its product as uncharacterized. The transcript has a single exon. Lineage: Eukaryota; Fungi; Ascomycota; Pichiomycetes; Serinales; Debaryomycetaceae. The record is from RefSeq and is a predicted model, not a curated record. The coding region runs from base 1 to 1707 and encodes 568 amino acids.